CUCCCCCGGCCGCUGGCUCGCUCGGCUCGCGACGCUGCAGAGGCUCCGAGGCGGCGGCGGCGACUCCCUCUUUUCCCCCUCCCUCCCGUCUCUGUCGGUCCGUCCGUCUGUGCGUCUGUGCGUUCGGCCUCGGUCCGGCCCGAAGCAUGGCCGGCGUCAGCUUCAGCGGCCACCGCCUGGAGCUGCUGGCGGCCUACGAGGAGGUGAUCCGGGAGGAGAGCGCGGCCGACUGGGCCCUGUACACAUAUGAGGAUGGCUGCGAUGACCUCAAGCUUGCAGCGUCAGGAGAAGGGGGCUUGCAGGAGCUCUCUGGCCACUUUGAGAACCAGAAGGUGAUGUACGGCUUCUGCAGUGUCAAGGACUCCCAGGCCGCUCUGCCAAAAUACGUGCUUAUCAACUGGGUCGGGGAAGAUGUACCUGAUGCCCGCAAAUGUGCUUGUGCCAGCCACGUGGCUAAGGUGGCUGAGUUCUUCCAGGGUGUCGACGUCAUCGUGAAUGCCAGCAGCGUGGAAGACAUCGACGCGGGUGCUAUCGGGCAGCGGCUCUCCAAUGGGCUGGCGCGGCUCUCCAGCCCGGUGCUACACCGCCUGCGGCUGCGUGAAGAGGAAAACGCUGAGCCCGUGGGCACCACCUACCAGAAGACGGACGCGGCCGUGGAAAUGAAACGGAUUAACCGUGAGCAGUUUUGGGAACAGGCCAAGAAGGAGGAGGAGCUGAGGAAGGAGGAGGAGAGGAAGAAGGCACUGGACGAGAGGCUGAGGUUUGAGCAGGAGCGGAUGGAACAGGAGCGGCAGGAGCAGGAGGAGCGGGAACGGCGUUACCGGGAGCGGGAACAGCAGAUCGAGGAGCACAGGAGGAAACAGCAGACUCUGGAAGCUGAAGAGGCCAAGAGGCUGUUGAAGGAGCAGUCAAUCUUUGGUGACCAUCGGGACGAGGAAGAAGAGACCCAGAUGAAAAAGUUGGAAUCAGAGGUAGAGGAGGCAGCCGCCAUUAUUGCCCAGCGACCAGACAACCCCCGGGAGUUCUUCAAGCAGCAGGAACGAGUUGCCUCGGCCUCCUCAGGCAGCUGCGAUGUGCCCUCGCCUUUCAACCACCGGCCAGGUCGUCCGUACUGCCCUUUCAUAAAGGCAUCGGACAGUGGGCCUUCCUCCUCCUCCUCCUCCUCUUCCUCCCCUCCACGGACUCCCUUUCCCUAUAUCACCUGUCACCGCACCCCAAACCUCUCUUCCUCCCUCCCAUGCAGUCACUUGGACAGUCACAGGAGGAUGGCCCCCGUCCCCAUCCCCACCCGGAGCCCGUCGGAUUCCAGCACGGCCUCCACCCCUAUCGCUGAGCAGAUCGAACGGGCCCUGGACGAGGUCACGUCCUUGCAGCCGCCGCCGCCACCACCACCGCCACCACCAGCCCCAGAGACCGAGGAGGUCAGCCCCAGCCUGGAGAGUGAAGAGACCAGCAAGGAAGCCAGAGCAGCAGCCCCUGAGGCCUGGGCUGGCCCCAAGGAGGAGCCCCUUCAGGCAAGGGAGCCCCCCCGGGGGCAAGACGGCCCCCUGGAGGACUUGUCAUUUGUGGAAUCUCCAGAUCAGGCCAUCCUGGAUGCCCCUCUAGAGCCUGCCACAGCUGACGCCACUGCGGCUGCCACUGCAGCUGCCACCUUAGUGGCUGAUGCUGAUGCAGCUGACGCCAUUGAAGCCACCACUGCUGCUGCUGCUGACACCGCUGUUGCCACCGCUGUCCCCCCUGCUGCUGCCAGCCUCAUUGACCUAUGGCCUGGCAACGGGGAGGGGGCCUCUGCGCCCCAGGCUGAGCCCCGUGCCGCCACGCUUCCCUUGGGGGCUGAGGUCACUCUGGCAGAGGUGCCCCUGCUGGACGAGGGUGUGCAGGAGCCACUGCCACCAGCAGGUGAAGGCUGUGCCAACCUUCUCAAUUUUGAUGAGCUGCCUGAGCCACCAGCCACCUUCUGCGACGCAGAGGGGGAGGUAGAAGGGGAGCCCCUGGCCACUUCCCAGGCCCCAACUCUGCCUUUAGCUCUGGCAGAGCUGGAGCAGGAGCUGGGGCAGGAGCCAGCGCAGGAGCCGGAACAGGAGCGGGAGUCUGAGCCCCACCUGCUGACCAACGGCGUGACCACCCAGAAGGAGGGGACCCAGGCCAGUGAGGGGUACUUCAGCCAAUCACAGGAGGAGGAGUUUGCCCAAUCAGAAGAGCUGUGUGCUAAGGCUCCGCCUCCUGUGUUCUACAACAAGCCUCCAGAAAUCGAUAUCACCUGCUGGGAUGCAGACCCAGUACCAGAAGAGGAGGAGGGCUUCGAGGGUGGCAAUUAGCAGUAGCACCUGCCCUCAGGCUGCCCUUGCCACGGCCGCCCACCUCCGCCAGCCUCUGGCCAGACGGCCCGCCGUGCCUGCACUCGCAGCAGCUCUGCCUGGCACCCACUCCGGAUCCCGGCCCCGGCCCGGGACUUGGCCGCUUCCUUACCCACAGGGCCCAACUUUUACAGCUUUUCUCUCUCUCUCUCUCUUUUUUUUAAAGUUGAUAGGAGACUUGUACAGUUGACUGGUUUUCCUCCUGUUGGUAGUUGAGACGCUGUUGCAGAUUUCACCCCCUCUCUGCCCGGUCCAGAUUGUAGCUGUUAGUUCUCUCUGCUCAGCUGGCCGGGGUGGCGGCCUCACCCUGCUUGGGGCCUGGUUGGGGGAGGGGGGGCUCUGGUGGGAAAAUGUUCCCCCACCUCUUUUCCUAGUUUUAUGUUUCUUGGAAAAAUAUCACUUUGUAUUCUCCGUCCAGGGCUUCAGAUAUUUUGCACGAAUUUUAAAACAUGGCAAUAAAUGGCUCGUGGGCUCUGGCUCCCUGGGAACCCCCUCCCCGCCCUCUCUCAACCCCUCCCUGCCUGACCCAAAAGGAAGUAGCAGGCCCAGCAGGGGCUCCUCGGCUUCCCUGGCCCUCGCCUGCCCCCUCCUGCUGGGCAGGUCCCACGCUGGAGGCCCUAAGUGCCAUCCAGGUCAGGGCUAUAGGUGGGGCCUGGGGCUCAGGUGGCCCCUCCUGAACUCCUCCUUUGCUUGGGUUCCUUUUUCACAUUCAGUAACUGUUUUUUUGGAAAGCACAAACUUCUGUAACGGGUCGUGCUUAUGUCUGUUAAUAAAGAUAUCCAGAUCCCUUCAGGCCUGCUGCUCC
Molecule: messenger RNA, 3162 nt
Organism: Choloepus didactylus (southern two-toed sloth)
Lineage: Eukaryota; Metazoa; Chordata; Mammalia; Pilosa; Megalonychidae
Gene: DBN1
Product: drebrin 1
Exons: 15
Coding region: 147-2318 (723 amino acids)
Biological process (GO): neuron projection morphogenesis; positive regulation of dendritic spine morphogenesis; regulation of actin filament polymerization
Cellular component (GO): lamellipodium; dendrite; plasma membrane
Molecular function (GO): actin filament binding
Source: RefSeq, a predicted model, not a curated record